Anolis carolinensis (green anole) is the source of this 3676-nucleotide messenger RNA. Its product is annotated as protein FAM47E. Gene Ontology annotation, cellular component: chromatin. The coding region runs from base 255 to 1508 and encodes 417 amino acids. Lineage: Eukaryota; Metazoa; Chordata; Lepidosauria; Squamata; Anolidae. The transcript is spliced from 7 exons. Gene Ontology annotation, biological process: transcription initiation-coupled chromatin remodeling; protein localization to chromatin. The record is from RefSeq and is a predicted model, not a curated record.
AUAGUUUGGUUGCCACAACAACCGGUCCCAAACACAGCGCUGCACUGGGAGCCGGUGCUUAAUGCUGUUGGGAAUUAAUUUGGAGUUGUCUAUCUUAAAGACAAAAUAGAUUGUUUUAGUUUUAUGAACAUUCAGAAGCCAGCCAGAUGGGAAACUAAGAAUCUCCUUUUAUGCAACUUUUGUAGAGCAUUGAUUCAGAUUUAAGUGCCAGAUUUUAUGUAGAGUUCUUCAGUUUUUUGCAGUGCCGUGAGAAAAUGCCCGCUAAGUGCAUUCAGAAACGUGCCAUUAACAAAUCCAGGCUUCCUGAUUCCUUGAAUAGUCGACGCUGGAGGUUUUUGCCAAGUGGCUUGGAUGAUUUCAGAGACGGUUUCCCUCCUCUGUGUGACAGCAUCAUGAUGCAACCACAUACAAAGGGGUCUGACCCUAUUGUUCUUCCUAGUAUAGCCACAGGACUGGGCACAAUGCAGCAGUGGCCCAAAAGGAAAUUGCCAGCCAAGCCCCAUUGCUCCGCUUCCAAGCUCAGCCUGAUGCAGAAAACCAGAAGGAGCUGCAUUGCCCAGACUGAACACUGCCUGAGCCAACAUCCUUUAGCUCUCUAUCCCCAUCUGGAAGAAAGCAUCCCCCCAGAGCUUUUCAAGGAGGUUGUUGGUGUUCUGGAUCCAGAGAUGCUUCCAGUUAGUGAAGAAGCUGGUGCAUGUCUUGUUGAACAGGAGCAUCAAACCUCUUCUACAGUGAAGUCUCGGUUGGAAAACGAAAGAGGCAGACAAACAAAGUCCAAGUUCACCAACCACAAAUACCCCAAAGUCAAGAAUCCUUAUACCUGGUUCUCCAAAAAAGAAGUAAAGGCAAGAGAAAGGGAGGCUAUACUGAAUUACAUUCCUCCUGUCAGUGAAAAUGUAAAGCAAGCCACGGAGGAGCUUUGCAGCUGGCUUGAAUCCCUGGGAGGAGAGAAGUACGACAUCGAUGAAGCCACUGUUAUAAGCCUGUUUGAUGCAGGGUAUGAGACGAAGAUACCUAACUCUGUUCCUAUCAAUGUUGAGGAGCUGCAAGAUUUGCCUGCAGAGCUGCAAAUGUAUGUUGGGAAGUCACCACUUCAGACCACCAUGAAAAGCCAACCAAAGGAAUUUUGCCAGCCUAAACGGGAGAAGAUCAGGUAUGGUGCCUGGUACUUGGACCCAAAGACUUGGAAAAAGCAGAAGAGGAAUGAGCCUUUAGUCGACCCCAAAUCAAAGGAUGCAGACACCUGGAAUUCAGGAAAGAUGUUCGAUGGAAAGGAUACUGAGAUUAUAGAACUUCACGGAAUCCAUGCUUUUAAGGAAUUUCUUGAAAGGAAAGGCUAUCAGCUUCCAGAGGUAAGCAUGGUGACAAGCAAUCACUGUACAGUAUGUAGGCAACAAGACCAUGUAACUUCCAAAACUCUUAAAAACUAUGGUCUGUUAUCACACAGAGAAUCCCCCUCUCUUUUUUCUCUUUCAAGAUCUACUGAUCUCUUUCUCUACUCAAGAUAAUCUUUUAGUUAGCUAAUAUUUGAGCAACCUGAAUAUAUUUUCAAAAUGUGUUUAAAUGCUACUAGAAAACCUUUUAUCAAUAGUUUGCCUUGUAUUUACUGAAGUUAUUCUCAGGGGGAAUCAUGCAAGAAAUUUGAAUAAUUUGUCUUGCAAACCCAGCUGAAGGUGAUGACCAAAAGGAGCCAAUGUCUUGGAAAGUACGGUUGAGUCUCACUUAUCCAAGCUAAACGGGCCAGCAGAACCUUGGAUAAGUAAAUAUCUUGGAUAAUAAGGAGGGAUUAAGAAAAAGCCUAUUAAACAUCAAAUUAGGUUAUGAUUUUACAAAUUAAGCACCAAAACAUCAUGUUAUACAACAAAUUUGACAGAAAAAGUAGUUCAAUACGCAGUAAUGUUUUGUUGUAAUUACUGUAUUUAUGAAUUUAGCAUCAAAAUAUCAUGUUGCAUUGAAAACAUUGACUACAAAAAUGGCUUGGAUAAUCCAGAAACUUGGAUAAGCGAGGCUUGGAUAAAUGAGACUCUACUGUACUGUAAAUAAAUUAGUAAAUAAAUAAAUACCAAUGACAUGGGAAUCAUUCAUUGGUUCAAAGACAUUUCCUUCUAUAAUAUCUUAUGUAUAAAUCUCCCAUCAUCCUGCUUCACCAGGAGUCAUAAAAGUGCUAGGAAAGUCAGAGGCUUUGAGAUACUGUUCCUUUAUAAUUGCUUUGCCAGCUGAGUUCUGGAGGGUCCAAACUAUCCUGUCCCAAUUCAAUGCAUAUGUAAGACCCCCUUUCAAAAAAAAAAAGCUGAAAUUUAUCUUUUUGAUCAGUUCUUAAGGCGGAUACUCACUGUUCAAGAUGCAACUGGACAAAAAGUGGGAGUUUUAAAGAGAUCCGUGAAAGAAUUUUCGCAAUGUGAGGAGCUCAGUCAAAGAUACUUCAACAGCAAGGAAAUAAUAUAAAGAACUGGAUUUUUUCAAGGCUGAAGAGAACCUGAGCCUGCCAUAUCUCAGCCUAUUGAAUUCACUGUUGGAUCCACUGUUUGAUGGUCCCUUUUGGACAUUGGGCCAUGCCUGAUGGCAUCCAUGACAUUAAUGGAAGCAGAAUGAUCUAUGUUUUUCUAUUAGGUCCUCUCUAUCAUUGCUUGAUCAGGUUUUCAUCAACAUGUCAGUGCAUGUGAGCUCACUUAUUAAUAUCAACUUGAAAAAUCCUUCCUUCUGAAUGAGGCAAGGACAAAGAUGACAAACUCCUUUGUGUAUUGUGUAGAUGCAUAACAGGACACUGGCAACCCAAUCUACAUUGGAGUUCUGGUUCAUAUUGGAUCCAUAGUGCAAUGGAUCCCAUUGUGCAACUUUUCACUUUUCUGGCUCACUUACACAUUAAUCAUGUAACAGCACCUUCAUGCUAAACAUGGACAUUUUGAAACUCGGUUCUGUUUCCUGUAAAAAUAUGCCCACUUACAAAGUUGUAACUCCAAAAAUGAAUCCCAGCUAUUAUUACGUUUUUUCAUAGUCUUUCCAGCAUGAUUUCUGGAAUAUAAGUGAUUGUGAAUACGAAAUAGUCACGAAUAUGUAGAUUUGUAAGUGACUUAGUGGAUUCCAAUCAAAAAUAGUUUGCUCAGAUUGAUAGCAGCGGCAGAUCAGAAUUUAGAGGGCUGUGCUCUGCUAAUCUUUUAACUAUUAUUUUCUACCUCACAAAAUCUAGUGUAUAAACAGCUGAUGGAAAGAAUCAAGAUUUACAGAUUGCUGAUGGCAGCUUUAUUUGCUUUAUGACAGUGGUAAAUCUUAUAUGCAGAUUAUACAUAAAAGGCAUGAAGUGGGUUGCAAAUGCAAACAAAACUUGUGAGAUUUUAUAAAACUACAAGGCCCAUCAGAGCCACUCUUAGCAAAGGGAUACGUUAUAAUUUGGUCAAGUGCCAGCCUGCUUUAACUAUCUGGGCAGUAUUUUGGUACAACUACUUUGGAAGAAUCUUUUUUUCUGCAAAGUUAACAAAAACUAGCAAAAUUAAUAUAAAUAAUGCAAGUCAGUACUAAGCUCCCUGAACAGCAUUCAGACACUCAAGAGCCCAUUGUAUAGAUUUGACGGUCUGGCCACUGAAUAUCAGUUUUGUCAACUUCUUUUUCCUCCUCUAUCAACUAGAUGUAUUUAGAAGCCACAUCAAACUAUAAUAAAUAUGGAAAUAUUUUUUCCUCA